CGUCCCUUCAAAAUGGCUCAUCUAGUCGACAGGAUCUGCUGGGAUGUUCUGACAUCCAAUCUUGUUUUCCAAUCCCAUCCAACAGCCGAUGUAGACGAGGCUACGAAUCUAUACUUCCGCUUCAGGCCCCAGCAGGGCCAAGAGAUUGGCCGGUUCGCCGACUCCUUGGCCCAUGCGAUCGCCCGCGAGACCGAACGCGAGCGGGGGAAAUAUCCGGCGAGGUAUGACCCACCCCAGCGAGACGAUCUCAUCUUGGCCGACGAGAUGGCCCAGAAGAUCCAGCCCCUGGCCUAUACAUGGUGCCAUAAUGCCUGCUGGGGAUUUGACUGGAAGGUGACCACCUCGCCAGAACCGUGUCGACAUGUCGAGAGUGAAGGCUUUGCCUGCGGAUGCCCGCUGCCCUACAGGGAAAGACUGGGAUCCGCAUUCCUGCGUCAAUACCACGACAACGAUUGUUUUAGAUUUUUCCAGGUCAAUGGGGAUGCCUUUUUCAAUCUGCAGGUGGUCAACGCCCUUUUGGUUCUGGGCGAAAUGGACCCUGUUCUACAACUCUGUGCCCAUCCAGCAAUCGAACUCGGGUGGGAUAAAGUCUUCGAGGUCACGUUGGAUUUCUACCUCCUGUUGAACCUUUUAUACGAUUUCCCCGAGCUGCGGGAGGGUAGUCAAACAGGAUUGGAUGACUAUCGCGACACGAAAAUGUACCAGAAAACCCUCUUCCUGUGGACGCAAAUGCACUCGCAGGCGGAAGUUCCGAGCCAGUUUCAUCGCCGGUUCUUCGGACUGGAGGACCAUCUCGAAGCGCCUUUCACAAUCGAGCGGCAUUUCCACCUGCCGACCAAAUACAAUCGACCACGAGCCAGUCUCCCCGUGCCGAAUGAACCCCUGCACGUGGGGAACCGGACGGUGCUGGAGGAGUACCUGGAUGAAUGUUUCCGGAUCAUGGUCCGUUGCAAUAUGCUGGCGCAGGAACUGGGGAUGGAGAUACAUUGGCCGUCGCGCGUGGUGCACGCCCUCGAUCGGCUCGUGUCGAGUCCCGCCGGCCAGCGACUUUUCGUGACCAGUCACUCUCGGACUAUCUUGACGGGUGAGAAUGGAGAGUUUCCUUGGAGUACACCCGAGUAA
Messenger RNA from Aspergillus japonicus CBS 114.51, 1122 nucleotides. RefSeq lists its product as uncharacterized. The coding region runs from base 13 to 1122 and encodes 369 amino acids. Lineage: Eukaryota; Fungi; Ascomycota; Eurotiomycetes; Eurotiales; Aspergillaceae. The record is from RefSeq and is a predicted model, not a curated record. The transcript is spliced from 3 exons.